Macrobrachium nipponense is the source of this 3212-nucleotide messenger RNA. Its product is annotated as WD repeat-containing protein WRAP73-like. The record is from RefSeq and is a predicted model, not a curated record. The transcript is spliced from 9 exons. Gene Ontology annotation, cellular component: MWP complex; mitotic spindle; microtubule organizing center. Bases 181 to 1656 code for a protein of 491 amino acids. Gene Ontology annotation, molecular function: protein binding. Gene Ontology annotation, biological process: microtubule anchoring at mitotic spindle pole body. NCBI's taxonomy places the organism in Eukaryota, Metazoa, Arthropoda, Malacostraca, Decapoda, Palaemonidae.
AAAGUUACCGAGUUGACGUUAUCGCUGUCUUGUGCACUGGGGACAGUGGAAAUUGUGUGGUCUAAUUUUAUUCGAAAAAAUAAGGAAAUGGUUAAUACAGCUCAGUUUUUCACUUAUAGAUACAAACAUCUACAACUUUGGUUGUCACUUCACUCAUGGUUGCAUAGCGAAAGGUAAAAUAUGAACUUCACGGAAGUAAUGAGAGGAAGUGGGGGCCAGGUAUCAUGGUCACCUGAUGGUCGGUUUUGUGCUGUGCCUGUGACUGCAAGAUUGGAAAUUCGAGAAUCAUCAACCCUACAAGUAGUAAUUACCUUCAGCUGCAUUGAUGUAGUUCAGAAUAUUGAAUGGUCACCAGAUUCAUGCUAUAUUCUGACCUGCAAUUACAAACGUGGUUUAUCAGAAGUUUGGUCGAUAGAAGAUCCUGACUGGCGUUGCAAAAUAGACGAGGGAAUAGCAGGCCUUGUGAAAGCUUAUUGGGCUCCAGACAGCCGACACAUUCUCACAAUUGCAGAAUUCCAUAUACGAGUCACUGUGUGGUCCUUAAUCAGCAAGUCUGUGUCAUAUAUAAAACAUCCAAAGAAUAUAGCAACAUGUCUGCAAUUUAGUCCUGAUCAUGAUUACCUUGCUGUUGCUGAAAGGAGAGAAUGUAAGGACUGUGUAUCAGUUGUGGCAACAAAGUCAUGGCAGCUAGUUAAGCAUUUUGAAGUAGCAACGCGAGAUCUUGCAGGCAUGUUAUGGGCAAAGGAUGGAUCAGUCUUAAUAAUUUGGGAAUCCCCACUUGAGUACAAAGUUCUAAUUUAUACUUUGACUGGACAUUGCUUAUCUGUAUACUCAGCAUACCAGUGGGCACUUGGAGUAAAAGGAAUGUCUUGGUCUCCUUCUGGUCAAUUUCUGGCAAUUGGUAGUUAUGAUCAAAAGGUGCGGUUGAUGAACCACAUAACUUGGCGAGUAAUAACAGAGUUUCAUCACAGCUCAAGCAUAGAUUCUGAAUCUUGUAACAUUUACAAGGAGGUAGAAAAACCUUUAACAGGGUAUCCAGCAACAUUAGCUUCUGUUCAAGGUCUUCCAUUAGUUCUAGAAACAUCGUAUGAAGAAGAAGAAACUAGACCGGUGACCUUAGCAUCGAUUGUAGUAGAGCCCAGCAAACAGACACAGCCUCGUCUUGGUAUUGGUAUGCUUUUAUUCAGCAAUGACAAUCGUUACCUUGCUUCCCGCAAUGAUAACAUGCCAGCAACGAUUUGGAUAUGGAGCUUACCAAAGCUCAUGUUGAAGGCUGUUCUUGUGCAUGUAAAUCCAGUUAAAGAUUUUGCAUGGGAUCCGCAGCAACCCAGGUUAGCAAUAUGCACAGGAACUAGCCAUGUAUAUUUUUGGUCACCUUUUGGCUGUCUUACUGUGGCUGUACCAGGGGCACCUACACUGCAGAUCUCAUCACUCAGGUGGAAUCCAGCUGGUUCACGUGUUGCUCUCAUGGGCCGCGAUCAGUUUUCAGUGUGUUUUUUGGAUGGUUACCUGCCGAAAGAAGAGACAUUGGAUUCCUCUCAGUUAGAAAUACCAUUUAUUUCUCCUAUCAAAAAAUUGCCGCCUGGGACUCAGUUAGAAGAAAUACCAACUACUGCUCAACUAGAGGAAAGGUUAGCAGCUUCUCGGAUAACGUGAGAGGCAUACCAUGGGAGUAUUGCGCUUUGUAUUUAACCUUUCAUAACAGGUAAUUUAUUAUUAUUGUUUUAAAACAGCUUAAUGAGGCAACCAAAUCACUUAUUUGAGAGGUGAAUAUAGGACCAAGGUAAAGUUACAGAAGUUGGAAGCAAAAUAAAAGAUACCAAAUAAAAUAGAUGAAGAGUAAAUGGUAGAAAGGAAUGUAGGUGAGGUUGCAGAGAUGCUGCAAAGUCCUUUAAUACAAUCUACAGUGUGUUUGCAAGGCAAACUAAAUAUCUUUAUGCAGUUACUGGAGAGAUUUGGACUUAAAAUUUUAUCAUUUGUUGUAAUGAACAUUUGAUUCUUACAAAAUGUAAAGAAAAAAAAGGAUAUGCUUGUUUUAUUGGUGUGAAAAAUCUCUUGAUGACAUGUUAAAAUUACAUGAAAUUUCAUCUUCCUAUGGAGAAAGCUUUUCUUAAUUACAGAACUUUACUAGAAUGUGAUAAGAACUUAGUCAUAAUAGAAAGUAUAUAUUAUAACAAAUAAUGAACAUGUACAGUAUAUCAUUAUCAUAGGUGACCUGCAAUGUUAAAUAUUGUUUAUGAUUUUUCUCAGUAUUAAUAGCAAAACUGCAUUGCAUUACAUUAUAAAUAACUGCAUAUCAUUUUAUCUGUACAAUACUUAUCAGAAAGAAGAAUAGCAAAGACUAAAUGUUGUUCAUCUUACUUCAUGGUUUAUUGUAACAUUUUAAGCAACGUAAAAAUACAUAUCAAAGUGUGAAACUUUUAACAAUCAUAAAUAAUUUCAGUAGGCUAGACAGUCAACGGUGGUUAGCUAGAGAAAUAAGAGUAUGUACAUUAUAAUGCUAUAUACUAUACAUCACUGAAGCAUAUUUGCAGGGUGGAUGUUUUGCAUUAGAGAUGUUAAUUUUUUAUACCAAGAGUUAGGCAUGUGAAGUAUGAUGUUUGCUUAAUCAUUAUUGGAUUUCUGUUGUCCUGGUACCAAUCUGCACUGACCUGUGUUUUAUGUCUUUUCUUUUGUUGGGACCAAGUCUGAUUCUCCAUCUAGCAGGAUUUGAAAAUUAGGCAUCAGGUGAAUUCUAGGUGAACUGGAUUGGGAUUAGCAAUGCAUAUUCAUUUGCAUGUUUUAUCAGGAUAAUGUACUAUGGUGAUCUCUUCCCACCAUUUUACAUUAACGUCAACAGUAGUAAGUCACUGUUCUCACCAACCCUAUUAUUAUUUUUCCACAAUUCAUGCAACAUUGCUUCUUUCAGUGUUAAUCUGAUCGAUCUCAUCAUUGUCAUAUCUUUUAUUAUUUGUUGGGAGGAGGGGCUGCUUUAAUUGAAGGCAUUUAUUUGUGCUUAGCACUCAAAAUACUCCUUUAAUGGCAUAAUCUAGCAGUACACAGUGUAGAUCUAGUAUGAUGGCAUUUCAAAGUGUAUGAAGCAACAUUGUUUUUAAAAUUGCAGUUCUGUAUAUGGUAGGUCAAAGCAUAAUGUAGUACAAUAAAUGUACAAUUAUCUGUCCUUUAAACAAGUUUUUUAUGUGAGGGUAUUUUUGUAAUAAAUUACAUUUUAU